Cydia pomonella (codling moth) is the source of this 3531-nucleotide messenger RNA. RefSeq lists its product as uncharacterized. Bases 166 to 2694 code for a protein of 842 amino acids. The record is from RefSeq and is a predicted model, not a curated record. Gene Ontology annotation, biological process: engulfment of apoptotic cell; apoptotic process involved in development; phosphatidylserine exposure on apoptotic cell surface. Gene Ontology annotation, cellular component: plasma membrane. The transcript is spliced from 15 exons. NCBI's taxonomy places the organism in Eukaryota, Metazoa, Arthropoda, Insecta, Lepidoptera, Tortricidae.
GUGGGAAGUGAACAAAAACUAUAAUUAAAUUUUAAUACAAUGCAUGAGAAGUGUUUAUGUUUUGACCUAUAGUUUACAAAAAACCUUCCUUGUGAAUAACAUGAUCCUAAGCUGCCAAAAGAAUUUCGUUUUACCAAGCUAGCUAAUCAAGAGAAAUGUUACGAAAUGGCGGAGUUCCUGCCUCUCUGCGACGUGCUGUUCAACGUGAUCUCGCUGGCCGGUUACUUCUGCGACGUCGUGUUCGACGUUGUGAUGAGCUACGCGCUGCUCGAACGCGGCUAUAAGGCCACGUUCGCGGCCGCCAUAUCAAUAGUCGUCACGUCGCUUCUUAUAACGCAGGUCCUAUCACUCCGCUGGUACCUGUCCGUGUGGGGCGCGGACGGCCGCCCGCAGCGCCCGUGGGCGGUGGCGGCGCUGCACUGCCUGCAGCUGGGCGUGCUGUGGCGGUACGCGCGCCUGCUCGCGCCCGUCGACACCAGUACGCCACGCGUUAAGCACCAAGUGCGGGAUCUGUGCAUGCUUCGCUUGGUGCAUGCGUUCUGCGAGGCGGCCCCGAUGCUGCUGCUGCAGUUACACGUGCUGCUGCGAGAGGAGCCUGAGCCUGAGCCGCUGGAUUCUCCUGGGAUUUCACCUGCCGGAAACGCAGCAUUCGCAGAGCUGAACGUGAUAUCGGCGUCUCUCUCACUCUUCUCCGUGUGCUGGGCCCUCGCCAGCUUUAGCAAAAACGUACGCCUGCGAAACGUGCACCGACUGGUGUUGACCUGGCUUGGUGUUAUUGUUCAGUUCCUCUGGCGGUUGGGGACGAUCUCCGCGCGCAUAUGCGCGCUCACCGCGUACGCUCUAGUCUACGAAUACUGGGUCUUCUUAGUUAUAGGUCUCCACUGGGUCUCGAUGUUCCUGUGGCUCAUCUCGCCCAAGAACGUGUUCGACGGGGAGCGCGUCGGUCGCGCGCGGAAGGCGUUAUUAGCCGCGCUGAUAGCGGCCGUAUACGUGCUCGCCUACGUGAACCUGCAGGAGCAUAGGCAUAAGCAGAAGAUGAUGGCGUUCUACAUCGUAAUGUUCGUGGAGAACGCUCUGCUCCUAGUGGCGUGGUGGUGGGCCGCGCCGCGGGCGAAUAUGUCCGUGGUGGGCUUCUCCGCCGCCGCUUAUAUCUCUGGCCUGGCCUGCAUGCUGCUCUACUAUAGAUAUUUCCACGUGCGAAGAUUGGGCUACAUGUUAGGAGAAAAUCAACAGGGCACUAAUAGUACAAACGCAUCGUCACAAAAUAAAAAUGGGAAACAGGCAAACAAUGCGGAUAAUCCUGUUAUUCCGGGCGUUUUUAACUGUCGCUUCACAAAUCCAGUCAAUAGCAGCGCGGCACUACGCAAGAAGAAGAAGCCGACGUCGUUCGUCCCGCCGCCCGCGGCGCCGGCGGCCCCCGCCCCCGGGGCCCCCGCCCCUGCCCCCGGGGCCCCCGCGCCCGCCCCCGGGGCCCCCGCCCCCGCCGCGCCCGGCGCCGCCUUCUGGCGCCGCCCGCUGCCGCACAACCACCACGGUGGUUCUUCAGAAAACGAAGGCUCCAGCGUCGGUUCCCGCGUCAACAUCCAACAAAAACUACAGGAAAAAAAGCAAAAACAGCUCGCCGAGCUCCGCGUCAUAGAAGAAGAGAUCAAACAGGGAAAACUUGCCAAAACCACCCCCGUAGCCGCCGAAGAAAUAUACAGUAGCCUACAAAGGCAACCUAUACCUAGAGCCAAAACACAUGCUGAACCAGCCUGGCCUAGUAUAGAAAUGACACAUUCGUAUCAAAACUACCCCGUCCCGCACACAUGCAACAUAUACCCAACCUACACAGAAAUCAAAAACUACAACAACCAACCCUUCCAAAACAACAACACAGACUUAAACGAUCUCAAAAUCCACAGACGAUACGACAUCUACGAAAACCCUAACAUUUCUAGACCUAUCCAUUCCCCUAACUACCUAGCUUUAUCAGAGAAUAGAAGCUACGAAACAAACCGGGCUAGCCCUAGAACUAUAAAUAAUAGCCCUAGGAAUUAUAUCACGGAAAACAAUUACGAAGUGUCUUUAGAUAAAUCUAGGAUACCUAAUAACAUAUACAGCGAUGCGCCUGAGUAUUCCGGGUUUGAAAAUCAGCCUUACAAUAAGGAUGAAUACGUAUCAAAUUUGCUUAAUCAAAGCAUAGACGCGAGAUACGAGUGUUACGGGCAGAACUGUGACCGGUUUCCGUAUGUGAAGGAGGAAGGGAGACGGAAGAUGCAGCGGUGUCGGACGCCGGAGAUCCUGCUCGCUCCGCACUAUCUAGAGGGGUGUAAUCGAGAAGUCUGUUGCCAUUGGGGCGCGCCAUAUCCCAGGAAGGAGGCGGGCGCGGCGGCGGCGGCGGCGGCGGCGGCCAGCAGCGGCGACGACUCCGCCGCCCGCGACGCGCCGCGCGCGCCCUCCGACAUCGACAGCCAGAUCUCCCUGCCGCGGUCAUACACGUUGCCGCGCGAGUUCCGCUACUGGCGCCGGCGGCCGCGGCUGCGCGACCACGUGCCGAGCAACAACAGUAGCGACGGUGACGUAGACAGCGGCGACAACGACAGCGACCGCCGUUCAAACUGCUCAGCGCGGCAACCAUACUGCGCACCGCUAGCGCUCGACGACCAUCGCCGGCGACGGAAACCCAUGCCCAAGCCAGAGACCAAGCUGUAGUUAUACAGCAAUGCAACCACUCGGGCAGCGUAGCGCUCGACGACUAUAGGUGAAGGAAGCCCAAGCCGGUGACUAAGAUGUAGUGAGUCAGACAACAACCAAAGUGCUCGGGCAGCCCUCUAGCGCUCGUCGACGAAAACCCAUGCCCAAGCCGGAGACCAAGCUGUAGUUAUACAGCGAUGCAACUACUCGGGCAGCGCUACUGCGUAGCGCUCGACGACCAUAGGUGAAGGAAGCCCAAACCGGUGACUAAGAAGUAGUGAGUCAGGCAGCAACCAGUGCUCGGGCAGCCCUCUAGCACUCGUCGACGAAAACCCAUGCCCAAGCCGGAGGCCAAGCUAUAGCGAGCAUACAGUGGCUUUCAUCAUUCAUUCAUCACCGACUUGAGCAUUGGUAACGGAGACCAAUGCUCGAGUCAGAGACAAAGCUGCGUGCCACUAGCGCUCGAACGACUAUCGUCGAUCGAAACCCAUACCCAAGCCGGAGACAGUUGUAGCGAGCCAUACAGCGACAGCUCUAAUUACUGCGGCAGCACUACUGCACCAGCUAGCGCUUGUAAACUAUCGCCGACGGAAACCCAUGCCUAAGCCGGAAGCUAUAGUAAGACCGGACACCAAACUAGUUACAGGUACCCUAAAUCUAUAACCCAAUCUGAGUUUGGGUGCCCUUUUAUCGACGCCUAAGACUUUGAACAGAUGAUGAGACAAACUUUACCUACCGAUGUCGGAUCGCGACGAAUGACUUCUUACUGUACAGUCAGCGUCAAAUACUUUGUAGCAACCAAAGUGGCCAAAUAGUUCGGUACACCAUAUAUUUAGUAUGGUGUUCCGAACUAUU